GCAUGUGUGCGGCCGCGUUCUAUAGUUAUUAUAAGCGAAAUCCGGGGGAGGGUAUGUACUUAGUGUAUGCCUCUGCAGAGGGUGAGCCGAUGAGAAUGCCUCCAGAGAUAGAGGUAGUGGUCGUUAAUUACCCUGAUCUAUUUGAAGAGUCGAAAGGGGUUGUUGAGAGGGAGGUCGUCCAUGCGAUAGAGAUUAUCCCAGGGUCUAGUAUUCUGAAGGGUCGGAUCUAUCGGAUGUCUCCAGCAGAGCUUGACGAGCUUCGCCGAGAGCUCAAGUAUCUCAUAAAGAAGGGUUGGAUCCGGCCGAGUGUCUCCCCUUAUGGAUCUCCUGUCUUAUUUGCGCCGAAGAAGGGGGGAAGGUUGAGGACAUGCAUUGACUAUAGGGGCCACAAUGCCAUCACUGCGAAGAACUCGGAGCCCCUACCGCGCAUCAAUGACUUGUUGGACCGAGUGCAAGGGUGUCGGUACUUCAAUAAGAUAGAUCUGAAGUCCGGGUACCAUCAGAUUGCAAUCAGGCCCGAGGAUCAACACAAGACCGCUUUUCAGACCAGGUACGGUCUGUACGAGUUUGUGGUGAUGCCUUUUGGCCUUUGCAAUGCUCCUGGCACCUUUCAACACGUGAUGAACAGGAUCGUUCAUGACUACUUUGUUGUCGUGUACCUCGAUGGCAUACUCAUCUUUAGUAUGACUGUCGAGGAGCAUGCUGCCCAUGUAGAUGAAGUCCUCAAACAGUAUGACUUUGAGCCCCUGUAUAUCAAAGGGGAGUACAACAAGGUUGCUGAUGCGCUGUCGCCUAGGCCAGACUUCCUUGAUGCGCUGAUUACUGAGUUCGGGCUUGCGGACGAUGUUACUCGAUCUUUGGUGGAAGCCUAUCACGAGGAUCUUUUCAUGGCAAAGAUCAUGCAUAGACUCGAGGCAAAGGAGAAGGUCACCUCUGACGAGUUUGUGUUGGUCGACGACCUGUUGUUCCUCGAGAAGGGCGGGAAUAAACGGGAGUACGAGAAAGCCUUGCGUCGGACGAUACUCGAUCGAGGGGAGAGCUCUCGAGAGAGGUGUGAGGAUUCGCUAGUCGAGGCGGUGGAGAGGUUAGCUCGGGUAAGGGAGACUGGUCCCGCAUGGAUGCAAGAAGAGGCGGUAGGAAGGAAUAUGGGAGACAUCUGGAGAGGGGCUCGGGGCCCGGAGUUCAUGCACUGGGAACGCGAAAACCCGGGUUAUAGAGGUCGCCGGGAGGAGGAAUCAUGGCGACCUCCGAGAGCUCGACCUCGGAUGGAGGAUUUGGACCCUUCCUGGUACAAGCCUUACGAUCCAACGAUAGAUGGGCCGGCCGAAGGGCCUUAUUUCCGUCGAUAUGACAAUCGCCGAGUCGCUUAUUACGAUGUGAAUCUGGGGCUAGAGUCGCUCUAUUUUAACGGGAAGAACGUGACCGGGUUUGUGGAGAAAUGGGAGCGUUACGCCUACCGAAAGAAGUUUUCGGAGAAAGAGUGGAUCGACCACUUUAUACAACAUUCGGACCCAGAGCUGAACCAGGCCAUUAGGGCCGUGUACCCGUCUGAUGGAAGGUGGAAGACCUUCAAGAGCAGCCUAUUGAGGAUCUUUGCGUGUGACGAUAUGAUCCCCACGAUAGAAGGGCUGCAACGGGUGAUAAGAGAAGAGCAAGAAAGCCUGGUGGCCUUUACUCGGAGGUUCAAACGUUUAUCGCAGGCCUUGGUGGAUAGAGGGAUGCUUUCGGAAGUCGACAGGUGCGUAAUGUUCAUGUUGCACCUGCCUGAGGAGAAGAGGAGGGAGGUCCUCGAAAAGGCCCCUAGGGACUCUGCUAACUUCGAAAGAGUCGCCGAAGUGGUCUUCACGGGAGGAGGGGUGGGCGUAUGGGAGUAUAUGAAGGAGAGUCUGGACAUGGCACUCCGGAGUAUGCGCUCCCAAAAGGGCGACGGUCCCCCCGGGAACGAAAGACAGCCCCCUGGGCCUCCCGCCCAACGCUGGGGAGGAGGGCCCCCGGGUUGGCGGAACGAACCCGGCAACCAAGGGAAUUGGAGGAACGAUCGAGAGGCCGGAGGGAAUCGGGUCUCGGAAUGGGGAAAUUCCCGCUGGAAGGAUGCGAGGGACGGAAGAUGGGGAGACCCUCCUCCACCUAGGGCCGUGGGAGCUCGACCAGAGGUGUCGAGCAUCAAGUUCGUUGAGACCCAGCUCGAAGAGGAAGGGCCUUGCCUAAGGGUAAGGACCCAAGUUGGGGUCGGGCCAUCUAAAGGCAAGGAAAGCGCGACGGAGGGUGCAGGGAGAAGGAGCGGCAACGACGACCAACCGAUGGUCGACGCCAAAGGCAUGGAAGAGAGGAAGGGGGAAGAACCCACUUCACCUAAGUCGCCUAGGAAAAAGGGGGCGAAAAAGUUCGAGAUGAAAUGCACCUUGGACGAAAUAGACACGGUAGCUCCCCUACGGAGGACCCUAAUGCAGCCUAUGCAAUGCACCAUUUUGGAGUGCUUAGCAGCCAGCAAGAGCGCUAGAGAUGAGCUCCUAAGCAUCACAAGGAAAGUGAGAAUUCCGCUCGCUGGGGGGGCCACGGUUCCUGGGGAUGGACCAGCCAAAGAAGAAGUGCAGUCCUCCCGGAUCACUAUGGAGGAACUGCCGGCGAAUUUCUUCUCGGAAGAGGAGGCCAAAAGGUUCUAUGUAUUAGGGAGCGGCCAACUCCAAGCAGUGGUGAGUGGAAAGAAGAUGAGGGCUCUGGUGGAUAACGGGUCCGAAUCCACGGUGUGUACAGACUCCAUUGCCAGGGAGUUAGGUUUGGAAGUAGAUAGAGGGGUGUCCAUGUCGAUGGUAGUUGCGGAUAACAAGCUGCAGUCGGCAGAGGGGGUGUGUCAUAACCCCAUGAUCGAGGUCGCCGGCGUCGAAGCCACGGUCCCGAUAUUCUCGGUAAAGGAGUGUUCCUCCGAGUUGAUCCUCGGGAGAACCUGGCUGAGCGCGGUCCACGCUACCACGGUUGACCUUCCGGACGGGAGUCAGACUCUCUCGAUCCAGAGUCCGGAUGGGAUCCGAGUGGUCCUAAAAACUGUGGACGCUCAAGAUGAGCGAAACCGGACCAGUAUUCCAAGGCGAAAGAAGCCCAGUCAAGGGUGUGCCAAGUCCGUCUAGAAGAACCACCCUUUACUGAUAAGGAACCCUCGAG
This is a messenger RNA of Chara braunii, 3159 nucleotides long. The record is from the annotation of a GenBank genome assembly. Lineage: Eukaryota; Viridiplantae; Streptophyta; Charophyceae; Charales; Characeae.